This is a messenger RNA of Lithohypha guttulata, 1479 nucleotides long. RefSeq lists its product as uncharacterized. The transcript has 2 exons. The record is from RefSeq and is a predicted model, not a curated record. Lineage: Eukaryota; Fungi; Ascomycota; Eurotiomycetes; Chaetothyriales; Trichomeriaceae. The coding region runs from base 1 to 1479 and encodes 492 amino acids.
AUGGAAUCAGCAGGCCUACGCAGACGCAGCAAGGGCCCCACAAAGAGUCCUGCUAAACGCGGAAGCGUCGCGCCAGAGGCACCACAGACACCACGGGAGACCCAGGAACUGGCACAAAUGGAAGACGACCCCGAACACAUUCUGAGAUCGCCCAGAAGAUCAAAGACGCCUGCUCGUAGGAAAUCUCUUGCAAAAGCUGCCACUACUACCACCAGCGAUGUAAUCGAUACGCCUGUUUUGGCAGCUGUAAUUCCUGAGUUGUCGCCUGGAAGGAGGAGUGCAUCCGUUGCUCACGGAGUUGAAGGUGACUAUAGAGGAGAAGGGAGGAGCCAGGGCGCCAUGGCUGCUGCAUCAACUGAGCCAGCGGUUCGAAAUAUUGAUCCGAAUGAGGUAUUGCCCUCGAUUGAAGAAGAGGACGAACUUUUUCUUCAAAGAUCAGCGCCUGAGGGCCGUGCAGGAGGAUCACCUGCUGUCAGUACAGGUCAAGCUGAUGCGAGACGAGAUAGCAGAGGGCUAUCGUCCUCCCCAUCGAUAGGCAAAACACCAUUGCCUGCCCCUCGUGAUACUCCUCGGUAUUCGCCGACACACAACCCUCGUCAAAUUCCCACGCAAGACGCUGCACAGGACCCUCAAAAGACCUUUCGACAGCUCUUUGAGGACGAGUGCCGUAGAGGGCUGCGACAUCUCGGCAGAAGAUGGUGGUUGUUGACAGUGGCCAUCUCCAUGUUCUGGGGAGCAGUCUGUUCUGCAGGGCCGAUCUGUCACAAUCAUGGUUACAUGAAGGUGCUCAGGCUACAGUACAUCUCUCUGGGAAUAGUCAGAGUACUUAUCCAGAUUGGUACGCGAGGUGCAGUGCGCGAAGACCAGCCACAAGUCGUUGAGCCAGCUGACUACAACCUUCGUGCCUUACUGAGGUCUGUUCGUGAUUGGACCACUCAUUUCUUCAGACACUUUGGCUGGAAGCAGUUCUUCCGGAACUAUAUCUGGUCUAUUGUCUGCGAUUUCAUGGUCCACGUGUUGGAACCAAUUGUCAUACUGGUCGGGAGUCUCGGCCUUCGAUGGCGAUGGGGUGGCUUGUUGGAUGGGCAACAGGCGCUUUCCGCGUUCGUCAUGGUGUAUGUGACGAAGUGGUUUCUGCAGGCUAUCGAAAACUACAGCCCUCAGAAGCCAUGGCUAGCACAUCUGGAUCGAGGCCGACUCUUCUGGACGCGCAGGCCGCUCGUCGUUCUCUUCCUGGCGAUUCUGUCUGCAAUCUUUUUCUACCAGCACUGGGAUACAACAGUUGACCUGGUCAACACCACGUGGCAUGCUGUUCGUGUUGCAAAGGCAUAUGGGCGAUCGAGCGGAGGUGGAGGACACGGUAACGUCCUGAAAGUCGGAGGCAGUCGUAUUCGGAGCACAAGCACAGUUGUUUCGUACGCUUAUGUGGUGACGCAGGCAUUGAUCAGAACAAUAUUGCCCACCGUUACUGGUCGCUGA